This is a messenger RNA of Salvelinus namaycush (lake trout), 3261 nucleotides long. Its product is annotated as hypoxia-inducible factor 1-alpha-like. The transcript has 15 exons. Gene Ontology annotation, molecular function: RNA polymerase II transcription regulatory region sequence-specific DNA binding; protein dimerization activity; DNA-binding transcription factor activity, RNA polymerase II-specific. The record is from RefSeq and is a predicted model, not a curated record. NCBI's taxonomy places the organism in Eukaryota, Metazoa, Chordata, Actinopteri, Salmoniformes, Salmonidae. The coding region runs from base 188 to 2251 and encodes 687 amino acids. Gene Ontology annotation, biological process: regulation of transcription by RNA polymerase II; cellular response to hypoxia.
CCGUAUGGGUAAGCUGCAGUAUUGCUGUGAGAUAGGAGUGUGACGUCUUUGCCUAUUUAAUCUCAGAGUCUAUACAAGACAGGAGAUAGAAGCACAAUCCUCUAUUGACAAACAAAAUAUUAUUUUGCAUAGUGUGGGCUGUAGCAUUUACUUUUAAAUUGUUUGAAUAAUUGAAUAACAAUCAAUCAUGCACAAUGCGCGGCCAGUGUUGGAGAAAUGCAGAAAACCGCUCAUCUGUAGCCCAAACCGUUCAAAACUAAAGACCGGGGCUGUAAAUCAAGCUGCUUCACAUACACCUAAAAUAACUUUGCGGGACUGGGGUUGGGUUCAGGACCAGUUCUUGCGGGAGCAGGUGGGAGUCGGACAAGAAGUCAGCGGGAGCGGGUGGACGCGGUCGAGUACGGCUCAGCGGAAGGUGCGUUCCCGGGAUGCGGCGCGCUGCAGGCGGAGUCUGGAGACGGAGCUGUUCUACGAGCUGGCCCACACCCUGCCCCUCCCCCGCAGAGUCUCCGCCGACCUGGACAAGGCCGCCAUCAUGAGGGUGACGCUCAGCUUCCUUCGCAUGCACCACCUCCGCUCAGCAGGGGAUACGAGUGAGGAGCGCGUCACAGAUGGGGACGAGGACACGAUGGAUGGGUUCUACCCCCGGGCGUUGGCAGGCUUCAUCAUGGUGAUGACAGAGGAGGGGGAUAUGAUUUACCUGGGUGACAGCGUCGACAAACACCUGGGCAUCCAACAGCUGGAGCUGCUGGGCCAGAGUGUGUAUGACUUUGUCCACCCAUGUGACCAAGAGGAGCUACGGGAUCUCCUGGUGCCUAGGCCAGGUGUAUUCAAGAAGAAACCAGUGCAGCAACACACAGAGAUGACCUUCUUUCUCAGGAUGAAGAGCACUCUGACUGUUAGAGGGCGCACUGUCAACAUAAAGUCUGCCACCUGGAAGGUGCUGCACUGUACAGGCCACAUGCGUGUGUGCUGCAGUGACGAGGACUCGUCACCUCCUGCAGGCAGCUUCAUGACGGUGCUGUGUGAGCCCAUCCCCCACCCGUCCAGUGUGGAGUUCCCUCUGGACCGCAGUACCUUCCUCACUCGACACAGCAUGGACCUGCGCUUCACACACUGCGAGGGCAGGGUGGCAGAGCUAGUGGGAUAUGAGCCAGAAGAUCUGAUUGGCAAAUCUGCCUACGAAUUCCAUCAUGCCCUGGACUCGGAUCAUGUGACCAAGAGCCUGCACAUCCUUCUGUCUAAAGGCCAGGUGUGCACCAGCCAAUACCGUUUCCUGGCUAAGAGUGGGGGCUUUGUGUGGGCAGAGACCCAGGCUACAGUCAUCUACAACAACAAGACCUCUCAACCAGAGGCUGUGGUCUGUCUUAACUUUAUCCUCAGUGUGGUGGAGCAGGCAGAUGUGGUGUUCUCAGUAGAGCAGACUGGCUGUGGGCUGAAGAGUGAUCCUGUCUCUGAGGCCUCAGAGGAGACCUUGUGUGACAGUGACAACAGCAGCAGUGGAGAGCUCUUCCAACAGCUGAAGGAGAACCCAGAGGACCUCCUCCAACUGGCCCCUGUCUCAGGAGACCCCAUCGUACCCGUCACAGACUUUGCGGAGCUGUCGUUCAGCCUUCCAUCAAGCCCUGACUCCGCCCCAGUUUUCCCACAGGACCUGUGCACCCCCGAGCUGUGGACGCUCCUGUCACCCAUAUUCGACAAGUCCACCUCAUCACCAACACCAGCACUGAUCCCCAUUGAGGAGCUGCCAAUAGAGGAUGAGGUGGAGAAGUUGUUUGCCGUCUGUCCAGAAGAGGUCGUGCAGAAGGAAGACCAGCCUGAGGACAUGGAAGUGGUUGAUCUGGACAUGCUGGCUCCGUAUAUCUCCAUGGAUGAUGAUUUCCUGCUCAGCGUCCAGCUCCCUGAGCCCCCUGACAGCCCCUCCCCAGAGCCCCCCACUGCUACCAGGAAACGGAGCCAUGAGCAGGAUGAAGACAUGCCCUCCCAGCUGAUGAGUCAGGACAAGAGACUGAGACACUCGGUGUCUCCCAUCGAGCAGGAACUGCUUCUCAGCUACACCCUACUGGACUGCCUGGAGGAUAUAGACAGCCCAGAGUUGGAGCUGGGGCCACACACCCGCAGGCGGAGUCAACUGCUGACGGACAGGGACCCCAUCCUCGGGGAAGCCCAGGGACAAUGUGACACUGCAGCCUUGAUGAGGGACCUCUUCUUGUGCCGCCCACCUGACCCCCUGACCUCCUCUCUGACUUGAGGAAGCAGCUGCCAAUCAUCCCCUGCCAGCUGCGGAGUUCUGAGAUCAUGGCGCCUCAACAGGAUUCACACACUCCCCAACCAGACGCGCGCAUUCUCUCUGCCAGCGCCUCCAACUCAGACUUCGUCACGCUGGCCAGCUAUGUCCACAACAACAACAGCCUACUAUGGUUUUCUGCAAGGAUGCCUGUAGCUUAAGAAACCUUGUUCCUCCUCUUCUCCCCACUUUGUAUUUCUCAUGUUCUAGGGGGCAGGUGGCAGUACUAGGUUUAGCCCCCCCUCCCCUCUCAUUCAGGGUUGAUAAAAGUGUUCUCCUCAGUUCUUGCGAACACUUGUAGACUUUAGUCUAAACACUACACUUGACCCAAUGGUGCUUCCGAGGUCAGAACAGACUCAAAAAACACACGCACAAAUCAAGCUUAAGACACACACGUCCAGUAAAUCUGAGAGUGGUGUUUUAGGACACAGCGACGACCCUUCAGUUGGUCUACUGUUCUUCAGUACGGUAUGUGGACCUUUGGGUUUAUUAUUAUGAUAUUAUUUUGUAACAAACGCACAACGGUUGUAAGAUAUUCCAAUAUUACCUCAGAACGAUCGUCUAUGGGUCAUUUUUAUAAGGAAGGAUCAAAUGAAUUACUAACAUCCUAAGCCAUUGCUAUUGACCAGUUGGAUGCAGUACUCAGGCAGUUGUUGCCUCAACAGAUGAGCUGUAUGUCAAGUACUCGACUGCCAUCUCUUUCCAACCAAACAGGCAAAUUAUUUCAGUGGCAUCUUUUUACUUAGUAUUUUAUAUACUUUACAUGCUAGACUUUAGAAAGAAAAAAAACAUGUAUUAAAUGAAUGUUUUGUAUGCUCGCUUAUGGACUAUUAUUGUAUAAACCGCAGUGUUUUCGUUGCUUUUAUCAUGUAUUUCUAGGUGGUGCAAGAUCUUGUCAUAUUCAAGCAGUAAUUAUUUCUUUUCGGAAUAUGGUUGCUGUUUUGCAAAUUCAGUGGAUAAAAUAUCUGAUAUAC